UAGUUAUGUCAAGACAGCGGGUCGCGUACUAGUUUCCUUAGUACUUGUGCGUCCGUGUCAAUACCAUGUGCUGUAAACUUCUGAACGAAGUGAGAUACUCAUUCAAUUUUGCUCGCCUCUCCAUUAUCUCGUGGUGACGUAAAGAUGACGGCCAGUGUGUUAGUUUCCCCGGUAAUUGUGCCUCCGUAACAUUACUGUGUGCUGUGGUCGUGAGAACUGCGAGGCGGAGGUGUAGACUGUGCCGUGGAGAGCCGCGGGGUGUUGGAAUCGCCUUGAAGGCGUCAUAUUCCCUCCCUGCUCUUCCCCGUGUCUUCCUGUCGAUGUUGACUCAAAACAGACCACCACCACCACCACCACCACUACCUAACGCUGUGUCCAGGCUGGAAUGUGUGACCUCUCUGCCAGGAAUGUCACCGUCCUCUCACACUCUGACACCAAGUACCUCACAACAACACCUGCAAUACUACACCUCUGAGCCCCCCCCGGAGUGUGGCUACUGCGAGGCGCUGCUGGCCUUCACACUCCAUCCCCUGCGCCCUCCUGUCAUUACAUCGCCUUUCCAGCGAAGGCAUUAUUGCGAUGGUUAUGCGGCUUUUGAGGAGAGUAGCAGCCGCCCAUCGCUGGGAAGGACGCGCCUCACCCUGGCGGCCCUGCUUGGUCCCUUCCACGACUCGCAGCGAGAGAGAGAGGUCGAGGUGCGGUGGUCUCGUGGCGGAAGGCUGAAGGAGGCAGUGAAGGAGUGAAGGUGUGAAGUGUGCAGCUUCCACUUCAUCAUCCCAUGAACAGCCCACAGGAAUCUCUACCAGCACCUGGUUAUUAAACAGUGUUGUCACGCCAGGCCCAAUGUACUCCAUUGCAAUCAGGGAGUCAAGCUUCACCAGGAAAAGAGGCAGAGCGUCACCACCUUCAAGCCCCACAAGAGGUAUUAAGUAUCGUUGGGACAAAGCAAUCAGGGAAGAGUCAAGUUGCAGUAAGAAGAGUGUGUCAAGAAUUUCAAGCAGGAAGAACACGUAAAAUUCCCUUCAAGUCAUGGCGGGACCGACAGGCAACCUUCAACACUUGUGGAGGCACGAGAGCUGCAGGCAGUUUCACAAAGAAGAGGUUGCUCCUCACUCAAGUUGACGCAAGGACAUAAGAAUUGGCAAGUGUUGUUGCUCCCAGGCCCUGCUGCAAGAGUUCUCCAGUCCACUCCAGUCUGGGAAGGAAGAAUGUAGCAAGUCCCUCUCUUCUGUACUCAACAACCACCACCACCACCUUCAUUCAGGCUUGGGAUAAGUUUUGUACAUUCCAGCACUUCAGUAAUAAGGAAAAAAAGUGCCAUGUUUAUAUUAUUGUUGUGUAUUUAUUCACUUAACAUUCACAUUAAAACAAUAAACAUUCAGUAUACCAUCUUGAACAUAA
Scylla paramamosain (green mud crab) is the source of this 1401-nucleotide messenger RNA. RefSeq lists its product as uncharacterized. The coding region runs from base 321 to 743 and encodes 140 amino acids. Lineage: Eukaryota; Metazoa; Arthropoda; Malacostraca; Decapoda; Portunidae. The record is from RefSeq and is a predicted model, not a curated record. The transcript is spliced from 5 exons.